Symbiodinium natans is the source of this 1395-nucleotide messenger RNA. The record is from the annotation of a GenBank genome assembly. NCBI's taxonomy places the organism in Eukaryota, Dinophyceae, Suessiales, Symbiodiniaceae.
AUGGAUGACGACUUAGACUGGAUCACUGGUGACAAAUCUCCCGUGACGCCCGCUCGAGCACUGGCCGCGUCUGAAAGGAAUGCAGGGUACUUGGCAGAUUCACCCCUCGAUGUCGUUGUCCAGAUAGAGCUCGAAGGCGGUUGGCGAGAUUGCUCGACGGAAGAGACGCGAGCGAUCUGUCAACACUUGGCAAAGGGCGAGACGAUGUUUCAGAUACAUGCCCGCGGCCAGAACUACACUGUCGACUUUUCGCGUCCCGACGAAGGCGGUGUGCAAGUAAACGUCAGCACCGGAAAGAUGCGCAAGCUGCGAAUACUGGACAAGGGGGAGGAUGAGCCGGUUGCCGAGGAGGACGUCCCCGGUUCGGCAGAUGCUCCCUUGGAUCCUCCGGCGGGCGCCGCGACAUCCCCAGAAGUUUCCUUGCAGCGGUCGUACGGACCCCAAAGCAAGCGUGGCGGUGCCUCCAUGCACCCCUACAAGGUCCUGGAGGGGAACGAGCACGCCAAGAAAUGCUUCGCCCAGUUCGAUGCCAACGAGGCAAGGUUGUGUGGCGAAUGGGCAGUGUUCUACCAUUCGUAUUCCUUUGCUGCCCUGAUCUACGAAGUUCAUGCGGCAGUCGGGAGCGUUCUUUUCCGCUUCCGAUCUCAGUAUGCGACACUUCCGCGUAUCUUGGUGCAUGAAUUCAAGGAAACGCCAGAUGCUGCGACGUUGAUGAAGAGGUUUAACGACGAGUUUGCCUCCAAUAAGCGAGACCAUCAUCCGGAUUUUCGUCGAGUUGGCUUGUCUGUGAUGUGCUCGCUGGCGUCCACAGGGCCAGAGGCAUGUGUUGCCAUGGUAUUCAUCGCAGGCUACAGCUGCAAGGACCUGUCGUUUCGAGGUGUCCUGGAAAACUUGUUGGAGAGCUGCUACGUGCCCAAAGCAAAGGUUCGGAAGCUUGCCGACGAGAUCAUUGCCAUGUCGGAGAAGCAUGGCUUGGAUGUUUCGCAAUUUGGUGGCAAGGCCUGUCACAGUGGCAAGCCUGGUCACCUGAUGCAGCUGUUCAUCAAGCGUCACCUGGUAGACAAGCUUGUCUACGCCGCCAAACCGUAUGGGCCGGUGGACGAUGAGCGUAUGCCAAUUUCGAAGUGGCUGGACAACAACAACUCUACCCAAAUCGGGCAGGCUCGGGUCCUCGCGCACCCGAAAUACUUCAUGCAGGCAAAUUGCGUUAGAAUGUUCGUGGCCAGCGCGGAUCCCACGUUCCACAGGAACAGACAAGAAUUCCAGAACGAGCUGAUCCAGAAGCUGAGCCUGAUCUUGGGAGAGCCGUCCCUCAGGGAGCGUGCCGCGACAGGCAUCUAUGGUGGCACACUGCCAUCGUGGUGGACUGCCGAAGAUCAGAGGAAGCAUGCCUGA